AUGGACGAGCAGUUCACGCUUGAGCGCUCUGCGCCAAAAAAGAUCAUCGUGCCGGUGCUGCCGCCGAGUUUGGGGACUCAAGGUCAUACCAAAUGGACCCGGAGCGCAACCCGGGCUGGCCAAAACUACAGUGCAGACAACGCCGUAGCAAGUUUUCGUGACGGCACGGGAUGGACCAUCAUGGGCCGCCGUAGUCAUCGUAGUCGUAAAGACAUCAAGCUCAAGCUGGUCGCCGAGAAGCAUUUCAGAAAGCAGCUGAUGAUCUCAGUAGAGGGAGGCGGCCGUCACCAACAGUUCUCUGUCCCGGGCUGCUGCGAGUGCAGGCUGGACCUCCGGGACAUGGAUUGGCCUCAGCUCCUGGAACUGUUCAGGGUUGGGGGCAGGGGUUCUUUGACGACCUUCCGAAGGCCGCUGACAGAAAGCGGUGCCGAUGUGGACAUUGAGGCGGGUGGCAUGGAUCGCGAGCGUUCGCGCGAAGAACCAGGCACAUCGCCCAAGUCGAACAUGUCCCGGCUGCGGCCGGCGGCAGCCAGCGGACGCACGCAGAACAUGGGCAGGCAGAGGUCUGCUCAGACGGCUGGGGAGGCUUUGGUGGCUGCCGCCCUGUCGGGUGCGGGCCGGCGUUUGCCCGGCCUAGGCGCCACAUCUCGGCGAGCUCCUGCGACGAGGCAGACUGUCAAUGAGGUUCGGCGACAGCUGGAUGAGAAUUUGCAGAAAGAUGGAGAAUGCUAUGCCGUUUGCAUGGCUGGUGGUUUGGACUUGGCGAGCUUGGCAGAAGCGAGCGCGCCUACGACUGAGGUGGCACGUGCUUCGGCAGCAGCAGCGGCAGCGGGCCGCGAACUAUCGCAAUUGGAGUUACCCCCCGAGAUUCGAGGCGGCAGCCAGUCUUCGCUGGCUGGACCACGCCAGCUCGAUAAUGGCCUCGGAGGCGGGUUAGUGAGACACUUCGGCACGGGCGAGAACAUUGUUCUCCACUUGCAGUUCUUCGGACAGAAGGAUGUCUUUGCAUUUGGCUUUGGUUGCAUCGUCUGUUGGAGUCUGGAGCCAAACGAACUCGAUCAGAUCCGGGAUGCAAUGAAGCCGUUUCUGGUGCGGCCGCAAGAGAGGAGUGGCUUCGAGGAGGAGACAAUGAAUUUCCUCUUUAAGCGGAAAGACGAGGUGGAGGCAGAUGAUGGCGCAGAUGAUGGCGAUGAGCCAGCGCAGGAGGAGAAGCUCGCGCAUUCCUACGUGCCCUUGCUUGACUGGACGUUGCCAGUUCACGAAGUGCAGAAUUCCAGGCCCGAGGAUCCGGGUCGGAAUAAGGUCUCUCCGAUGUGGGGGAUGUUCCAGGAUAUCGACAUCCUACUGUUAUCCCAUUCGGAGUCCUACUGGUAUGAGCGGUUUGAGAAGAUCUACGUGGCCUGCCGAACAUACUUGGACAUCGACAAGCGAGUCGCACCUUUGCAGCAUUCAGAGAGCAAGGCAGAAAGGAUACGAUUCAUGAACCUUCUAUGCACCUCGUGGACAGAGUUCACGGUCACUUCGAAGAUUGUGGCACGGACGUCAGCUGAGGACAUCCUCAAUCAGCGUCUAGUCGUUCUCAAGGUGAGCCACGAGACGCGGCUCGAAUGGAUUGUCAUAAUAUUGAUCUUGGUCGAGGCAAGCGGGAUACACAUGUGUCCCUUUCCGACAGAAGACGGGAUGCUGACUGGAUGUGAAUGA
Messenger RNA from Symbiodinium necroappetens, 1701 nucleotides. The record is from the annotation of a GenBank genome assembly. Lineage: Eukaryota; Dinophyceae; Suessiales; Symbiodiniaceae.